GCCAUAGCUUUCAUUCUCCAACAAAAGAGCCAAAAGCAAAAGAUCAAGAACAACAAUUAAAAGCAACUAUGGAACGAACAGUAGCUAAUCAUGUUUACCAAGAUUUUGAUCCCUUUUUUGAAUGGUCUGAAGACGAAACAAGUGCCACGCUCACUGUAAUGCUGCCAGGUUUCACAAAGGAACAGUUGAGGGUUCAAGUGACCUCAACUCCUGUGCUUAGGAUCAAUGGUGAACGACAGAUUUUCGAGAACAAGCGGCGUCGUUUCUCUAAAGAAUUUUCGAUUCCCCCAUAUUGUGACACCAAUGAUGUUAAUGCUAAGUUUGAGGGUGGUGUCCUAAGCAUCAAGUUUCCCAAGCUGAUAACUCCUGCUAAGCCUCAGCCACAGCAAAUUCCAACGCCACAGAAAGAGAAAGAAGCAGCACAACAAGAUGAUGAGGUUGAUAAGAAAGAGUUACCACCACAGAAAGAGAAAGAACCAACUAGUCAUGGAAAAGAAGAGAACAAAAAAGAGUCAGCAGAGAAAGAGAAUGAGACAAUUAGUGAUGACAAAGAAAAGAAUCACAAAGCAGAAGAAAAAGUGGCACCUAAAGAAGUUGCUCAAAAGAAGGUCUCAGAGACAGCACAAGAAGGAACAACCACAAAGGAUUUAGAAAGGGCAAAGCAAAAGAUAACUCAGAGGCUGAAAACUAGGGUUUUGGAUUUCACUGUGAGUUUGAGAUCAGCAGAUCAAGAUCACCAGGGUGGUGUUAAAAAAGGGUUUUGUGUUGGUAAGUGUGCAAAGCUAAUUAAGAGGCCAAAGAUAUGGAUGAACAUUGUUGUGGCCAUCUUAUUGGUUAUGGUGUUAGGGUUGUAUGUCAAAAAUGCAUUCAGGUCAUCAUCUCAGGGAGGAACAAAUCAAUUCGAUGAAUUUUAAUUUAUACAUGCGUAUUAAUUCAUGCUUGUAAACGCAUGAUUGAGUUCAAUAAAGGAGUAAAAAUAAUUAACUGGUCUUAUUGAAUAAUUGUAUUCAAAAUGACCAGUUUUCCCUAUGUAAUUCACUUUCUUUCUUUUUUUGAAAAAAAAU
This is a messenger RNA of Cajanus cajan (pigeon pea), 1064 nucleotides long. RefSeq lists its product as uncharacterized. The record is from RefSeq and is a predicted model, not a curated record. Gene Ontology annotation, biological process: cellular response to heat. NCBI's taxonomy places the organism in Eukaryota, Viridiplantae, Streptophyta, Magnoliopsida, Fabales, Fabaceae.